AUGGCUGAUACUGCCCCUGCUGUGGAGCCUCGGGUUAAGCCCACCAAGCCCGAUGAGGAGGCCUACAAGACCAGUUUGGCCCAGGCUGAGAAGGAACACACUGAUGCGCAGGAGAAGUUGAACCAAAUCAAGGCCAAGCUGGACAUCGCCAAGCCCAACAACUCAGACUCGCCAACCGCCAAAAAGCAACAGGAACUCCGCGCCGAACUCUCAUCCAUCCGUCAGAAGCAGUCCGGCUUCAAGUCCUCCCGCUCCAGCACCCAGGAGAAGAUCAAUGCUCUCGAGUCCACCCUCAAGGCCCGCAUUGCGGAGCAGAACAACUCCCGUGGAAAGAUGUCAUUCAAGAACGUCGAGGACGUCGACCGUGAGAUCGCACGCCUCGAGAAGCAGGUCGAUUCUGGUACUCUGCGUCUGGUUGAUGAGCGCAAGGCGCUCUCUGACAUCUCUCAGAUGCGCAAGCAGCGCAAGAGCUUUGCCGGUCUGGACGAGGCCCAGAAGGGUAUCAACGAGCUUAAGGCGCAGAUCUCUGAGCUCAAGAAGACUCUCGACAACCCUGAGGCCAAGGCUCUGAGCGACAAGUACUCCGAGAUCCAGAAGGAGUUGGAUGCCAUCAAGGCUGAGCAGGACGGUGUCUACAAGAACCUGAACUCCCUUCGUGACGAGCGUACCGCGUUGCGCAACGAUCAGCAGAAGAAGUACACCGCCAUCCGCGAGAUUAAGGACAACUACUUCAAGGCCCGUCGUGCCUACAAGGAGUACGAGGACGAGGCUUGGCGUGUGCGCCGUGAGCGCCAGAAAACUGAGCGUGAUGCUUUCGAGCGUGAGAAGCGCAAGAAGAUUGCCGACAAGAAGCUCGAGGAGGCCUCUGCUCUGGCUUACACCGACGAGAUCCUCACUGCUCAGGGUCUCAUUCGUCACUUCGACCCCGCUUUCAACUUCGCCACUCUUGGUCUGGAUGACAAGAAGGAUGCUGGCAGCAACUUCCGUGCUGGUGUUGGUCGUACCGUCGAUGACUCCGGUAUCAAGGGUAUGAAGGUUGUGCGCAAGGAUGAGGAGGACUACUUCAUCGGUGGCGGUGCCAGCAAGAAGGGCAAGAAGGGUAAGAAGGGCGGCGCUGCCGCCCCCGAGGCCACCAAGUUCAACAUGAACGUUGGCAUCAUCGAGGAGUUCAGCAAGGUCAAGAUCGAUCCUCCCAUGAACCAGGCCGAUGUUCCUGCCGUCGUUGAGAAGCUGGCUGCCAAGAUUACCGAGUGGAAGGGUUCCCAGGCUAGCAAAACCGAGGAGAACAUCAAGAAGGCCAAAGAUGAGAUCGCCCGCCUUGAGGAAGAAGAGGCCAAGAUUGAGAAGGCCAGCACCAACGGUCGCAGUACCGAUGCUGCCAAGAAGCCCGCUCAAGCCAAUGGCGCCCCAACCGCGGAAGCCGAGCUGGCACAGGAGAACGAUGCCGUCAAGGAUGCCUCUGAGGAGCUGAAGAAGGCUUCUCUGGAGGACCAGGCAUAG
Molecule: messenger RNA, 1500 nt
Organism: Penicillium angulare
Lineage: Eukaryota; Fungi; Ascomycota; Eurotiomycetes; Eurotiales; Aspergillaceae
Gene: bfr1
Product: putative nuclear segregation protein (Bfr1)
Exons: 3
Coding region: 1-1500 (499 amino acids)
Biological process (GO): intracellular mRNA localization
Cellular component (GO): ribonucleoprotein complex; nuclear outer membrane-endoplasmic reticulum membrane network; endoplasmic reticulum
Molecular function (GO): mRNA binding
Source: RefSeq, a predicted model, not a curated record